AUGAUCACUUCCAAAGCUUUUUUCAUUGUUACUACAAUUGUUUUCAUACGCAAUGCUCAUGCACUUCGUACAGCCGCUUUUCCGAUUGGGGGUCUUUUUAAUCGGGAAACACUGGAGACAUCCAGGCAGGUAUUUGAGAACAUGAUUGAAGCGAACCAAAUGAUGACGUACCACGGCCGGUCCUUGGAUUCGAAGGUAGUCGACAGCUAUUCCACUUCAUUAGAACUGUGUCCAUUUACUUCAGACAACAGAGGGAUCGUGGCUUUAAUAGACGCUCGCCCGACUUACGGCAUCUGCGACACUACUUGUUUGUUGUGUAAUAGAUUUAAUGUUACACAUUUGUCGCUAGGAUGGGAGCCUAUCGCGACACAAGCUGAGGAUUUCUUCACGUUUGCUUAUCAUCCACCUCCAGAAUUGAUAUCGAAGGCUUACGCAACGCUCAUCAAGGACUUGGGCUGGGACAAGUUCACGAUUCUGUAUGAGGAUGAUAGCAGUUUCAUACGCCUACAAGAAGUGAUAAACACGUGGCCAACAGCAGUGGGCGUGGAAUCAAUUUUAUUCAAAAAAUUGGAUCCCAACGGUGACAAUCGAGAAACAUUCAAAAAUAUAUUUAAAGUGUCCCGGAUGACCUAUCACAUACUGGACUGUAAUGUAACAAAUGUCCACAAAUAUAUGAACGAAAUAAUACAAGUUGAAAACUCCACGGAAUAUCAAAGUUUCAUAUUAACAAAUCUAGACUCAUACAGUUUGGACUUCAAGCAAAUUCCUGCGCUAAUGGCGAACGUAUCCACAUUGCACUUGACCACGCCGAGUGAAGCGACAUGGAAGGACAAAGGAAUGCUGGGAAACGCUGCACUAGGGCUCGAAACAGCAUUAACAGCCGACGCGUUAAGUCAUUUGGAAAAAGCUAUCAGAAGUAUGCAGGUAGAUGAAGACCCUGCGGAACCUCCUGCUCUAUGUUUAAGGACUUCUAAAGAGGAAUACGAUGAAAGCGCAUGGCCUUUAGGAUACGAUCUAAGGGAAGCACUACGUAAGACAACUACCAAAGGUUUCUCAGGACACAUAGAAUUCAAUGAUGAAGGAAAAAGAAUCAAUUUCAAAUUACACUUUUCAAAGCUAAAUAAAGAGAGUCAGUUUAUGUAUGCCGGAGAUUGGGACUUUAAGACGAAUGUUAUCACCAAGAAGGAUAUAGAUGAUAGAUCAUUAGCUGUGAAUACUAAUUCAAAAAUAAAGGUGGUGACCAGGAUAGGAAGACCAUAUUUUGACAGAAAAGAUACUGUGAAUGGAACCAUUUAUCGCGGCUACUGUGUGGAUCUUAUUGACGCGAUAUUCAAGUACAUAAAGAAAACAAUGAAAAUUGAAUUGGAAUAUGAGUUUUAUGUAGCUCCGGGGAAUGAAUACGGCAGUCAAUUAGAGGGCACAAAGAAAUGGAAUGGAAUUAUUGGAGAAAUUAUGGAUCAUAAAGCACACUUAGGUAUCUGUGAUUUGACGAUAACUUCAGAGAGGAAUUCGGUCGUGGAUUUUUCAAUUCCUUUUAUGACUUUGGGUAUAAGCUUGUUGUUCAGAGAAGAAGAUCCUGAAGCCCCGGACAGGUUUUCAUUUAUUAAGCCUUUGUCUUUGGACGUUUGGUUGUAUCUCUGUACUACGUACGUGAUUGUCUCAUUUGUGCUACUGAUUUGUGCAAGAAUGAGUCAAGACGAUUGGGUAAAUCCCCAUCCAUGUAAUCAGAAUCCAGAGAACCUCGAGAAUAUAUGGAGUCUUUACAAUUGUAUGUGGCUUACUAUGGGAUCCAUUAUGACACAAGGGUGCGAUAUAUUGCCAAGAGCUGUGGGCUCGCGGUGGGUUGCAGGCGUGUGGUGGUUCUUUGCACUUAUCGUGACUGCCUCGUAUACAGCCAACAUGUCGACUUUCCUCAGUAACAGUCGAAGAAGCAAUGUCAUUAACGACGUGAAGGAACUUUCUGAACAAAACAAAAUUUCUUACGGAGCUGUGUACAAUGCUUCCACGUAUAAAUUUUUCCAAACAUCGAAUGACACGGUUUAUUCAAAAAUUUGGGAUGUAAUGGACUCUGCAAAGCCAACAGUUUUCAUGGACAGUAAUGAUGAAGGAAAAGAUCGAGUUCUUAGAAGCAAAGGAAAAUAUGCGUUCUUUAUGGAAUCAACUUCGAUCGAAUAUUAUAUGAAGAGGAAUUGUAAAUUGAAAAUGCUCAGUUCUAAAUUAGAUUCCAAGGAAUAUGGUAUUGCUAUGGCCAAAAAUUAUCCGCAUAAAGGUUGGGUGGAUAAUGCAAUAUUAUCGUUACAAGAGUUGGGUGAACUUGAGAAAUUGAAGAAGAAAUGGUGGGAAGAUGAAGACAACGAAGAACAUUGCGAGAAAAUUGUCAAAGUAGAAGAUGACAGCGGUUCGCUCCAGAUGAAAAACACCAGCGGUAUCUUCUUGGUGCUUGGUUCAGGUGGACUUUUAGGCCUUGUGGUGGCCAUUAUAGAUUUCAUGUUCCACGCUAGAAAAAUCAGUGUCAAAGAAAAGGUGACGUUCCUCGAGGCUUUAUCAAGUGAGUGGCACGCGUCUUUGAACCCUCGCGAGCUGCACAAACCCACGGCUCCUCCAAGGUCUGCACCGCCUUCCACCGCCACCCCCUCUCCACAACGCGAGCGGUCACAAUCACGAGCAGUCUCGGUUCUCAGGGCUGCCACCUCCUUCAUCAACUUCGAUGAAAUCUAUUGA
Spodoptera littoralis (African cotton leafworm) is the source of this 2721-nucleotide messenger RNA. The record is from the annotation of a GenBank genome assembly. Lineage: Eukaryota; Metazoa; Arthropoda; Insecta; Lepidoptera; Noctuidae.